AUCUCUGCUCUCUAAAGGUUUACUCAAUGCAGGGAGCUGAGUGUCUUAUGCGAUGAAUACAGUACUGUGUGAUGGGAGACGGGUCGGAGGCUGUGGGAGCUCGUAGGAGAAGACCUGACCAGCCUGGAGCGGGCUGGGUAUGUAUGCCUGUGUGUAUAUAUUGGACAAUUGGAUGUAUUGGUCUGAAUGGGUUAUAUCUGUAUCACCUUGAAAAGUGCUGGAUCCCUCAGGGUGUGAAGUAACUGAAUUGAUGAUAUAUGGUUCUCUAGGAUCCUACCGUGUCACGUCCAUGGCUCAAUAUUUUGUUUCUGUUUUUCAUCCUAGAACUCUGAACCUUGGUGUCUGGAACCUGUGUGACAAGGAGUGAUGCUGCCCCGAUGGGAACUCUCUCUUUAUCUGCUUGCCUCCCUCGGCUUCCACUUCUAUUCUUUCUAUGAGGUUUACAAAGUCUCCAGAGAACAUGAAGAGGAACUGGACCAAGAAUUUGAGCUGGAGACUGAUGCUUUAUUUGGAGGUCUGAAGAAGGACCCGACAGAUUUUGAGUGGAGCUUUUGGAUGGAAUGGGGGAAGCAGCGGCUGGUGUGGCUUCUCCUUGGCCACAUGGCUGUGUCUCAAAUGGCGAUGCUGCUUGCAAGGAAGCACAGACCCUGUAUUCUCAUGGUCUAUGGAAUAUGGGCCUGCUGGUGUGUGCUGGGGGCCCCAGGUGUGGCCAUGGUUUUUCUCCAUACCAUUAUCUCCUUCUGUGUGGCUCAGUUCCGGUCGCUGCUCUUGUCAUGGCUCUGUUCUCUCCUCCUGCUUUCCACACUGAGGCUGCAAAGUGUGGAGGAAGUUAAGAGAAGGUGGUACCAGACAGAAAACGAGUACUACUUGCUGCAGUUCACACUGACCGUUCGCUGCCUCUACUACACCAGCUUCAGCCUCGAGUCAUGCUGGCAGCAGGCUCCCACUGAACGUGCCUCCUACUCCUUCCCCUGGAUGUUGACCUAUGUCUUCUAUUACCCGGUCUUCCACAAUGGGCCCAUCCUCAGCUUCCCGGAGUUUAUCAAACAGAUGCAGCAGCAAGAACACUGCUCAUUGAAGUCUACCGUCUGCAUCCUGGCUGUGGGGCUGGGUCGCCUACUUUGCUGGUGGUGGCUGGCAGAGCUGAUGGCUCACCUGAUGUACAUGCACGCCAUCUACAGCAGCACCCCCCUCCUGGGGGCUGUCUCCUGUUGGACUUUAGGAGGACUGGCGUUGGCUCAAGUGCUCUUUUUCUAUGUGAAGUACUUGGUGCUCUUUGGCAUCCCAGCUCUGCUCAUGCGCCUGGAUGGACUCAAACCACCUCCCCUGCCACGAUGUGUGAGCACCAUGUUCAGCUUUAGGGGGAUGUGGAGGUAUUUUGAUGUUGGACUGCAUAAUUUCCUAAUUCGGUAUGUGUACAUUCCAGUGGGCGGGUCCCAGCAUGGCCUGCUGGGGACACUGUUUUCCACCGCGAUGACGUUUGCAUUUGUGAGCUACUGGCAUGGUGGGUACGACUACCUCUGGUGCUGGGCGGCACUCAACUGGCUGGGAGUCACUGCAGAGAAUGGAGUUCGGAGGCUGGUGGAGACCUCAUACGUCCAGGAUGGCUUGGUCCGCUUUCUCUCCCCACAAGCUCGCCGCCGAUGCCAUGCUGCUCUUGCAUCUUGUUCCACCUCGUUGCUGAUCCUGUCCAACCUGGUGUUUCUCGGGGGAAACCAAGUUGGGAAAACCUACUGGGACAGGAUCUUCAUACAUGGCUGGCCGUGGGUGACUCUCUCUGUCCUGGGAUUCCUGUACUGCUACUCCCAUGUGGGUAUUGCCUGGGCCCAGACAUACGCCAUAGACUAAUGCUGCUGGGCCCUAGGCCAGGCUUUGCUGCCAACCUCCAAGGCAAAUGGUGCUUCACCCUGACUUCACCCGCCAAGACAAUUUCCAAAAGACCAGUGUAGUUGGAGUUUGAUCAUGGUAGUUUGGCCUAUUCAUCUUCUGUUCAAGUUACAUCACUGCAAGACUAGAAGCUCCAGCUCUCACUGAAAAUUUACAGAAAAUGUUCUAGCUAUGGGGACUUAGAGAUAAUCUAUCCCAACCCCACCAUUUUCCUGUUGUAUAAGCAGAGAUUUAGAGCAAUAGCGUAUCAUGCUCAGGUGUACACAGUGACACCUUGGUCUUGAACUCAGUCCCACAGGCCCUUUGGGUUGUUCUUUCUUUAUCAGGAAUUAAAUAUGGCACUUCUUGAUCAAGGCAAGCCUUUCUUCCACUGGACAAUAUUUCUGAAGACUUUUGAUGAUUUUUAAGCUAUUCCUUCCCCAUGUCCUGUGUUGCAGUCUCUAGAACCCAUAAUAGGAUUUGAUGCUUCCUACAUUUACUUCAGCUCCUCAGCAGGGAGAUAACAAAGGCAGGCCUGUGUUUCUAAUUACCCAGUGAGAGAAGAUGGAAGCUGUCCUGUGACAUUCCAAGGAGUUAGUACCCAGGGAGUCCUGUUAUUUGAACUUAACCAAGGUAUGCUAGAUCUGGCCAUAUAAUUCCUGAGACUUGCCAAGUAGUAUAAAUAUGGUAGUUCUCCUACCUAACAGUUGAUUGUUUCACAAUAAAGAAGCAGAAUUAUUUAAAAAAAAAAAAAAAAAGGAAUAGUUUAUCUAUACAUUGGUGCUAUCAAGCAAUUUACAAAAGGCACAGUGGUUUUUUGUGGUUUUCUCUACUCUGUUCAUGGAAGUUCCAGUAGUCAUCUUCAUAUACACUCAGUGGUUUAUAUUGUUUUGUUUCGUAUCAAAUAAAAUGGAGCUUCUUCUAUCACAUAGACAAUUCAUAUGUUUCAUAGAAUUGUUUUGAACAUUUUUUGAGGAAAAUAUUUAAAAUCUAAACAAAUUUAUAUCAACUCUUGAUUUUUUCAUUUCUCUAGAAAGCUGCUGGACAGGCCACCAGUGGCUACAAUUGGUUGAUAAUUCUGAAUACUUCCGUUUGGCUUUGAGUUUUUGAGGAGUGAAGGGACUUUAAAAAUUUGAAUCCAUAGUGUAUCCAAGUAUGAGAGAACUUAUAACGUCUCAUCACAUAGAUCAUAGAUUAAAUUAUUACUGAGUGAAAGGCUGACUUGGACAUCAUCUAAGCCACACAGUCUUAUAUUUGUUACAUGGUAUUGUCCUUGUGCACUGGCUGUGGUUAUCAACAAAACAAGAUUUAAACUCCAAGAGUGCAGGACCAGUUCUUUUGGGAGGGGGCCAGAUGUUGACAACCUAGAUGGGCACACAACAUGUUUGCUGAAUCAAAGUUCAGGGGCCAGAGAGGGGUGGGUAGAAUAGCACAGCAGCAGCCUCAGCAGCUGAAUUAAAGGAAAGAGAGACCCAGGGUAGGUGAUUCUAGGGGCCUGGGGAGUUUGAAGGAGGAGCAAGGCUUGGGGAAAGAGUGAGCACUCAAAUGAAUGUAGUAAACUUCAUGAGCUAAUACUAAUUCAGGACUUGUGUUGAGCCAGAGAGAGUUUGGCUGAAGUUAAGCUGGAAGAGAAGGACUCGGUAAGGAAAAAAGGAGCGCAAGGUGAUUGUAAGGAAGUGUCUAAUGUACAUAUGUAUAUAAAUAAUACAAAAGUUUUUGAGCUCUUCCAAAGACACCAUUUAUAUAAGACAGAGGCUUACUCACUGAACUAUAUCAGAAGAGUCAGUGGAUAUAUUGGAAAGUAAUAAUCCUGAAUUUUUUUCUAGACUAUCGUACAAUUCAGAGUGGUUCUUGCAACUUAGUAAGUUAUCAGUGUGUUUUGCUAUACAUUUGAGGCUUGAUUAACUAA
Molecule: messenger RNA, 3775 nt
Organism: Loxodonta africana (African savanna elephant)
Lineage: Eukaryota; Metazoa; Chordata; Mammalia; Proboscidea; Elephantidae
Gene: HHAT
Product: hedgehog acyltransferase
Exons: 11
Coding region: 367-1848 (493 amino acids)
Biological process (GO): protein palmitoylation
Cellular component (GO): endoplasmic reticulum
Molecular function (GO): palmitoyltransferase activity
Source: RefSeq, a predicted model, not a curated record